Oppia nitens is the source of this 508-nucleotide messenger RNA. RefSeq lists its product as uncharacterized. The transcript is spliced from 2 exons. The record is from RefSeq and is a predicted model, not a curated record. Bases 14 to 505 code for a protein of 163 amino acids. NCBI's taxonomy places the organism in Eukaryota, Metazoa, Arthropoda, Arachnida, Sarcoptiformes, Oppiidae.
AAUUACUUUAACCAUGAUCACUUUGGGUUAUAUUGCAAUGUCACUGUUGGUCGUGUGUACAAUACUCGGCAGUGGCCAGUCAUCUAUACUCAAACCGCAAUCAACUUUUGAUAAUUUACCAAUUGGUCAAAAUAUUGUCUUUACUGUAGACAAUAAAUUAGGUAUCAAUUUCAACAUAAGCUGUUCAUGUAUUGGUGAUCGACCCGGUUAUGAAUGUUGCAAAAAAUUCAAAGAUGACGGAAAUAAAUGUAUUAAUAGUAAACUAGAAAAACCAAGUGAUGAGGAAACUAAAAAAUGGACAGACGAUCAAUUGGAUCAGUAUUUUUGUUGCGGUACUACUAUAAUGUUUGACUGUGUAAAUGACAUAUCCAAGACUAAAUGUUCAUCAGAAGAUCAUAAGUUAUAUAUCGAUAAAAUUGACAAAAGCACCAAACAAUUCAAUCAAAAUGAAUGUGUGAAUCACAAAAUUGUGUCGGGUCAAAUUGAUUAUUGUCGAAAAAUGUAAUAU